GCGGGGAGGCUGACUCGGCCCCUCCGCCACCCCGGCCGCGCCAGCCCCAGGGCGGCCUUUCUGGACGAUCUGUAGCAAAUGCGCUCGGAAGUUCGACCUUCCAGCCUUCGGCCUCCAUCACGGUCCGAAGGCGCUUACGAGCGCAACAACGGGCGCCCUGUAUGAGGCGGAACGCAACCCGCAAACUCCUCCCCGCCGCAGCCCCCCGCACUUCCGCCGGAAGUCGGUCCGUCCGCCAGCGUCGCGCGCUGACGUCACGGCCGCGACGGCGUUCUGGGGGCGCGCCCCGGAGGCGCGGGCGGGGUGCCGCGGGCGGUUGGGUCGCCCUGGGAGCGCGUGCCUCCUCCGCGCCCCUGUGCCGGGGUGUCUCGGGCGGGUGUGAACUGACCGGUCCGCAGCCAGGUCCGGCCUCCGGGCGGAAGCUGCCUCGCGCAGCCCGGGGGUCUCCGGUGGUUCCGGGCGCAUGCCUCUGCGCAGGAGGAAAUGCGGUGGGAAAGCUCUGUGAGUGUUGGGAGGAGGAAAGCCAGAGCUGCCCGCCGGAAAUCAUCCUCCAGACAAGAACUAUGUAGGCUGGAGACCCCGAGCCACCCGCCCCAGGAUGGACUUCCUGGUUCUCUUCUCAUAUUACUUGGCUUUGCUGCUGAUUGGUGGUGUUGUGCUCUGCAUCUGCUUGCAAACCCGCUACCUGAAUGGCCUGGCCCGAGGGGGCGCACAGAUAUUUUCCUUUAUAACUCCUGAACGGCUUCAGAGAGUCGUGCUGAGAUCGCUUCAUUACCUCUUUCACACCCGAAACAAUGCCUUCCUCGUCCUGCACGUCGUCUUACAAGGAAUGGUUUACACGGAGUACACCUGGGAGAUCCUGGGCUACUGUCAGGAGCUGGACUUCUCCCUGUGCUACCUUCUGCUGCCCCACCUGCUGCUGGCCGUGAACCUGGUGUUCUUCACCCUGAGCUGUCUCACCGACCCUGGCACCAUCACAAAAGCAAAUGAAGCAUUGCUUCUUCAGGUUUAUGAGUUCGAUGAAGUGAUGUUCCCAGAGAAAAGGUGGUGCUCUACUUGUGAUCUAAGGAAGCCAGCGCGAUCCAAGCACUGCACUCAGACCGCCGUUUGUAGCUACGUCAGCGGGGGUGCGUGGUGCCAUUGUCUCAUCGGACCGCCGGUGUCUGCAGGUGUGUGUAACCGGUGUGUGCACCGCUUCGACCAUCACUGUGUGUGGGUGAACAACUGCAUCGGGGCCUGGAACGCCAGGUAUUUCCUCCUCUACCUCCUGACGUUGACGGCGUCAGCUGCCGCCAUGGCCGUCGUGACCACCGUGUUUCUGGUCCGGUUGGUGGUAAUGUCCGACUUGGACCUGUACGUCGAUGACCAGGAUGUUGACACCAUCUUUCUUAUUCAGCGCCUGUUCCUGACCUUCCCGCGGAUCGUCUUCCUGCUGGGCUUCGUCUUGGUGCUGAGCUUCCUCCUGGGCGGCUUCCUGUGCUUCGCACUGUUCCUGGCUGCCACCAACCAGACCACGAACGAGUGGUGCCGAGGGGACGGGGCCUGGUGCCGGCACUGCCCCCCGGCGGCCGGGGCCCGGUCAGCAGAGCCCCGUGCCUACCGGAACAUCCACUCCCAUGGGCUUUGGAGCAACCUCAGAGAGAUCUUCCUACCCUCUACUGCACAUGGUGACAGAAAGAAGAAAUGAGGAUGGAAGAGUGUUACUGCCUUUUAAAUAUAGUUAAUUUUAAAUAUAGUUCAUUUAUUUAUGCAUAUGGA
Molecule: messenger RNA, 1758 nt
Organism: Pipistrellus kuhlii (Kuhl's pipistrelle)
Lineage: Eukaryota; Metazoa; Chordata; Mammalia; Chiroptera; Vespertilionidae
Gene: ZDHHC4
Product: zinc finger DHHC-type palmitoyltransferase 4
Exons: 8
Coding region: 599-1687 (362 amino acids)
Biological process (GO): protein targeting to membrane; peptidyl-L-cysteine S-palmitoylation
Cellular component (GO): Golgi apparatus; endoplasmic reticulum
Molecular function (GO): protein-cysteine S-palmitoyltransferase activity
Source: RefSeq, a predicted model, not a curated record